Poecilia latipinna (sailfin molly) is the source of this 471-nucleotide messenger RNA. RefSeq names its product protein S100-P. The transcript is spliced from 2 exons. Gene Ontology annotation, cellular component: cytoplasm; extracellular exosome. Lineage: Eukaryota; Metazoa; Chordata; Actinopteri; Cyprinodontiformes; Poeciliidae. Gene Ontology annotation, biological process: endothelial cell migration. The coding region runs from base 83 to 358 and encodes 91 amino acids. Gene Ontology annotation, molecular function: transition metal ion binding; calcium-dependent protein binding; calcium ion binding. The record is from RefSeq and is a predicted model, not a curated record.
UCCACCUUUUGUCCCCACACCGUGUGCAUCCGCCGCUCCAAUUCUCCCCUGAACUACGCUAAGGACCAGACCGGCUGCAAUCAUGAGUCACCUGGAGAUGGCAAUGGCCACCCUGAUACAGACCUUUGACCAAUACGCUGGUUCUGAUGGGAAGAAGAGUACGCUGAGCAAAGCUGAGGUGAAGACUUUGGUAGAGAAGGAGCUGCCUGGGUUGCUCAAGGGAGCGAAGAACCCCGACGAAGUGGACAAGUUCCUGAAAAAUCUGGACUUAAACAAGGACUCUGAGGUCGACUUCCAAGAGUUCGUCAUGCUGAUCGUUGUCCUGACCUGUGCAAUACACGGCCGCUUCUGCAAAUAGUAGAGAGCGAGGAGCCAAUGAAGCCCCGGGGCCACCAUCGGCAGUAGCAUGAAAAACUCCUUGUACUUACAGUUACUUUGAGGCAAAUAAAGUGAUUGUAUCUUGUGGUGUAA